AUGUCACUUAUCGAGCACCUAAUGGGACACCCGAAGUACUUAAACUAUGUCAAGUUGCCGCAAGGACCAGAGAAUAAUGGUGUUCUGAGAGAUUUUGGGGAUGGCUUGAGAGCUAGUAACCACCCCAUUCUGGCAAAGUGCAGCGAAAACGUGCUUAGUAUUGUACUUUACAGCGACGACAUUGAGCUGAGUAACCCUAUUGGGGCGAAAAGGGGUCUAAGGGGAAAGCUGAGCAUGUUUUACGUGACAUUCGCGAACAUUCCACCUCAUGAGAGGUCUAAGGUGAGCAACAUAUUUUUGUUAGCUGUAGGCCAUGCAAAACAUCUCAAGACAGCCAAGGCCAAGUCCUUGCUCCUUCAUGAUUUCAUCACUGCCGUAAAUAAUCUGCACGACGGAGUGACAGUGGUAACCCCAACAGGCACUGAAGUGGUUCAUGGCAGCUUGCUAGCUUAUAUUGGAGAUUCGCUCGCGGCACAUAACAUGGGCGGAUUCAAAGAAGGAUUCAGCCGCAACGUUCGACUUUCCUGCAGAACUUGUAAAACUGAGACAGCCGAUUUCCACAAGCAUCAUUAUGAUGACCGUUGCACCCCUCGAACCAAUAGCGAAAUUAACAAGCAGGUUCAGGCGCUAACCGCUGCAAAGAGUAAUGCAGAACGGAAGAGGCUUUCCGCUGAGUUCGGGGUAAAUGCUGGCUCUGUUCUCUCUGAGAUCCAACAUUUUUCCUUAGUAGAUGACAUCUUGUACGACCCGAUGCAUAUAUUGCUCGAGGGUAUCGUACCGCGUGAAAUUUCGCUCUUUGCAAAGUACCUUAUUUUUGAUGGCAAGGUGGUCACCAAACAAGCUUUGGAUCUCGCUAUAACUAGCUUCAAUUAUCAUCAUUCCGUUGAAACAACGAUGAGGCCGCGUGCGCUUGAUUCGGAUUGCUGCCCUAUAUCCUCAGCAUCAGCAACAUACAUGCUACUGUUGCACCUGCCACUAAUGCUCGACAGUUAUAUAGCAUCUUCAGACGAGCCACACGCUGCAUGCUUGCUGUUGUUAUGUCGCAUCACCCAGGCGGUUCUGUCACCACUGAUAACAGUUGAUGGACUGGCUGACCUUGAAGAGCUAAUAGCACAACACAGUAGAUUGUAUGUUCAGUGCUACGGCGCUCAGAAAUUUCUACCAAAGCACCAUAUGCUGGUACACAUCGUUCGACAAAUAAAGAUGUUUGGUCCAGCUCGGCAUCACUGGACCAUGAGGUUCGAGAGCAAGAAUGCCCUAGCGAAGUCAAAAAAGCUAUGGAAUUUCAAAAAUGUCCCCCAGAGUGUUGCUGAGAUGUACCAAAUGAAGAUGUCGUUCGACCUGUGGGACUCAGAUGGAAAGCCACGUGAAGGCAGUAGCACCCGCAGUUCAAGUAGGACAAUGACUCCAUUCCCCUUGCUCCCUGAAUUUGUAAACUGUGGUGUUCCACAAGAGCAGGUGGGGAGCAUUGCACUCUCAGUUUCCUCAAUCUUUGUUAACAAUGUCAACAUUAAGGAACAAGACAUAAUGGUGAUGGGGGAUCCAACAGAAAAUGCAGAGUUUGUCAAAAUCAGGAAUAUUGUCCUGUGGCAGGGUACCACGUUUUUUGUUUGUUCUGUUUUGGCAAACGCAGGCUUUGUGCACAAGUUGAACGCGUUUUUGUUGCAAGAGCGAGAGGAAAAAUCUGUGCUGAAGGAGUGUCACUUUCUGUACCCGUGGCCACUGCUUAUCUAUAACAUGUGCGGACGAUUGUAUUGUAUCGCAAAGUGCUUUCACUAUAUCCCACAGGAAGAUAGUAGCAUGGAUGUAGUAACGAAUUGA
This is a messenger RNA of Ornithodoros turicata, 1821 nucleotides long. RefSeq lists its product as uncharacterized. The transcript has a single exon. Lineage: Eukaryota; Metazoa; Arthropoda; Arachnida; Ixodida; Argasidae. The record is from RefSeq and is a predicted model, not a curated record. Bases 1 to 1821 code for a protein of 606 amino acids.